CACCUGUACCUAAUUAGUUCCCUACCCUGACAACGUGGCGGAAAAUCAACUGACUAAAGUAUUGCAUUUCCUACUGAACUGGCAAAACUGGAUAGUACCUGAUGCGUGAAAGAAAGACCCGGCCAAGUUUAAUUCAAUCGCCGUUGUAAAUUCGUUACGUUGAAAAAGGUUAAUAACAUCCUUUAUCAAUCCAAUCUCCGGAAACAGGACAGUAAACAUAAUGAGCAACGGAGUUUCCCCGUUCUAACUCUACUGGAUUUCUUUGAUGGCGGGUGAUUAGUAUGUAGUCCAGUCGUCUCGGAGUUUGAAUGUUGUCUGACCACGACUUGGCCGCGACCCAGACCCACUGAAUAGGCGCUUUUCAGAGUCGGUUAAAGACAGUUUGUUCGGGGCUACCGUUGCUGCAGUUGCACUUGAAGGUGCACCGCCACUGUGCCAUAAAAUGAAGAACACCUAUUCGCCAGUGGCUGCCAGGUUAUCGCCGAAGGGGGGCUUUGGAGCAGGGCUGGCGCGUCGUCGCAGUGCUUCCAAGAGGCACGAAGACUACUCGUUCUCCUCGGAUGCGUUGUCCCCACUGGCGGAGAACGCAGGUGGAGGGGCGGUGCUAACCUCCAGCAGCCCAAUCAGGAACUCCCUCGUCUGCAGCUCCACCCCCAACUCACACAGCAUGAUGGACUCCUCCCACUCGCACCACGGUGACCGGCCUGUCAGCUACAGCUCCACCUCUUCCUCCGCCUCUUCCCGGGACAGCCACUGCUCAUUGGGUGGCCGCUCCAUACUCGGCCCCGCCCCAGAACGCGACCGGGACGCCGGGGCCAUCCGAUUGGAGCUGGUGCCCGCCCGUCAGCUGGCAGGUGCCGAUGAGGAGGAAGGGGAGAAGGGGGAGAGGCGGGCCCCUCCGGCGCAGACGCGACGCACAGACGCAGACGCAGACGGGGCGCGGACGCCAGAAGGGGAGGGGGGGCCCAAGGUGGCCUAUGUGGACCGGGUGGUGCAGGAGAUUCUCGACACGGAGAGGACUUACGUGCAGGACCUGAGGAGCAUUGCACAGGACUAUCUGGAUUGUAUCAAUAAUGAUCCACGCUUACUGCUUGGGGUCGAGGAGAGGACAGCUCUGUUUGGAAACAUCCAGGAGAUCUACCGUUUCAACAGUGCUUUGCUUCAUGAUCUGGAGAAGUGCAAUGCUGACCCUGUGGCCAUCGCCGAGUGCUUCGUAGCAAAGAGUGAGGAGUUCCGUAUCUACACACAGUAUUGCACUAACUACCCAAGGUCUGUGGCUGUAUUGACUGACUGUAUGAGGAAUAAGACUGUGGCUAAGUUCUUGCGUGAGCGCCAGGAGUCCCUCAAACACUGCCUCCCCCUGGGUUCUUACCUGCUCAAGCCAGUACAGAGGAUCCUCAAGUACCACCUCCUGCUGCAUGAGAUAGCCAACCACCUUCCUAAGGACACAGAAAUGUAUGAGGCGGUGUUGGAGGCCAUAGACACCAUGCAGAGAGUCGCGUGGCACAUCAACGACAUGAAAAGGAAACAUGAACACGCCGUACGCCUGCAGGAGAUCCAGAGCCUGCUGACUAACUGGAAAGGGCCGGAUCUAGUGGGCUACGGCGAGCUGGUUCUGGAGGGAACGUUCCGGAUCCAGCGGGCCAAGAACGAGAGAACAUUAUUCCUGUUCGACAAGCUGCUGCUCAUCACCAAGAAGAGAGAGGAGACAUACACGUACAAGGCACACAUUCUGUGCGGUAAUUUGAUGCUGGUAGAGGUCAUUCCUAAAGAACCCCUCAGCUUCAGUGUCUUCCACUACAAGAACCCCAAACUACAGCACACAGUCCAGGCCAAAUCCCAGCAGGACAAGCGCUUAUGGAUCCUUCACCUGAAGAGACUCAUCCUGGAGAACCACCCGGCCAAGAUCCCAGCUAAGGCCAAACAAGCCAUUUUAGAGAUGGAUGCAGCUCAUCACCCAGGUUUCCACUAUAGUCCUGAUGGAGAGAACAAAAGCUCCGUCCACCCCAAAGAAGGCCCCUCCCCCCGACGUGUCCGCAGGAAAUCAGAACCUCUGUCCAAACUACUGAAGAACUCCAAACAAGCUGUGGCCAGUCCAGAUGUACAAAAGCGCUCCAGUUUAGGAGCUACUUUGCUCACUCCGGUGAUGAGCCUGGGCUCCAUUGGUCGUUCCCGUAGCCUCGUCAGCCAAUCGCACGAUUCUUUGGACCCCACUGACCAUGGUGACCUGAGUGACCGGGAGGAUGUAGAGGGACCCCACCAGCAGGAUGCUGAUGAUGAGGAUGACAGUGGAAUGGGCUUAGGGAAGAGGCUUAAAGUGCCAGGGAAGAGCAGUAGAAAACGACUCAAUCCUCAAGUGUCUGUGGACUGCAUCGACCGCCUCAGAGAACACAACCAUUCAGACCUGCAGACGGCCAAAGAGUCUCUCCAGAUGGACCCGAGCCACUCCCCCGUCCUACAGGUGACGAGUCCCACGGAGUCGCCAGCCGAAGCCCACGUCACUAUGCCCAACAUCUGGGCAGACCACCGGGUGCGUCGCGCCAUGUUCCCCACCCGCCAGCAGACCAUGCAGGUGGACGAUGACGAGGACAUAUACCAGAUGUUCGUGCCUCCAGAGACUAGUGCUGAGCAGGAGAGCGACCGCGAUUCCACUGAGUCGUCGUCUGGUCGCCCCGGGCGACCCUGCAGCUGGCACGUGGAGCAGACGACAGCGCCAGCGACGCUGCACUUGGACCUCCCAGCCAGAGGGGGCAGAAGCGUGCUGCGCCGGGCCAGCAGUGUAGGUGAACAGCAGAGCGAGGCAAACAUGAAACCCCACAACCAUGGGGUGGUCAAGGAAGACUUGCACCACCACAAUAGUCACGGUGAAUCCUCAAGCAAUGAAAUCUCGGGUUCAUCAUCGGCCGAGCAGCUGACCAUCGACGACAUUGAGAAUGUCUACGACAACAUCAGCUUCGAGGAGCUGCAGGCCAUGGGACUCAUGCGAAGGGAGUCGGAUGUCGGCGGUGGCAACAGGCCUGGCCCCAUGGGGGUGUCACAGGUCAAAGGUGGAUCAAACCCCCCUGUGGUAGAACCCAGUGGUUCAUUACCAUCGGAGAGUAAACGGUCCUCCACUCAGGAGGGGGCAUUAGUGGAUACAUGCGAACUGAAGAUAGUUGAGGAAGAGGAGGGCAUCUAUGACACGAUCACCUUCAUCGUGCCUCCUCUACCUUCACGAUGCCAGAAACCAGAAGCAGAAGUAGACUCGAUGGCUGGACAUGACAGCACGAUCCUUAGCUCCAUCAUGGACUUCUCCGUCGACGAGAGCUUUGGGAUGGGAGUGUCUGCUUCUGAGGAGAGCCUCCUGCGACUGGAAGACGACGACCGCUCGUAUGUUCGCACAUCAUCGCCUGCCGCGGUCAAGGAAACCAGCCCACGCUCAUCCACGGCAAACUCCGAGAGGAGCAGACAGCAGAAACAGCAGCAGCAGCAGAGGCGUCCCAGUGCAGCAUCAGACCAAAUGUCGGAGCAGGUGGACGCCAUUUGGAACGACCUGGAGAACUACAUCCGCGACAAUGAGCGCAAAGCCGACAAACUACCCGCUGCAUUCCCAGUGUCUGCGCACGACUCUGCCGCCAAGUGCCGCUCGGCAACCUCCUCGCCACAGAAGAAGCCGCUUUCUGCCAAAACCAACCCCUCGUCCUCGCCGCUGACUCGGUCCAUGAGCCCGCCCAGCAGCUUUAAGAUCCCCAGCCUGAAGAUCCCAGAGCUGAGGAGGGAGUACUCCUUUGAGGUCGAUGAGCCACCCUCUCUCACUCCUACCCCUUCACCCUCUCCUGCACCCACCCCAUCUGAACCAACGUCCCACCCUGCCAAGGCAACCUCUAAACCGCCUCCUCUAAAAUCCUGCACCUCUCAGCCACUUCCUAAAGGUUCUGAACCCUCGCAACCCCUCCCUCCAAAACAAAAAUCAACUCAGCCACCUGCUCAGGCCCAACCGCUCCCACCGAAGCCUGUCCAAACUCAGCCACUUCCGCCAAAACCUACCCUGAAACAAGCAUCAGCCCCAACCCAAGUUCCCCCAACAACAAUAGCCCAGACUCACCAAGUUGCCCCAACAACAACAGCCCUAAUGCAUCCUCUUCCCCCAACACCCACUCAAGUUCAAACUCACCCCACAACCACAACCACACCCCAGCCUCACCCACCUCUUCCAACACCCUCCCCAUCCGAGCCCCUUCCCCCAGCGUCUAUCCCUUUCAUCAACGUCACACCCGUCAUCCCAGAGCCCCCUCCAGCUGGCACCGUCAAGAGUAUCCGCAACAAGCUCGCCCGCCUGAGCAGUGGAAGCUUCCGGGUGGAUGACGAGGACGAGCUGGGUGACCUGAGUGCCCCUAUGGCAGGGGCUCCGCCGUCCUCUAUCCAGAAGGACUUUCACAGCCUCUUCCCAGGGCUGGAGGGCUCGCUCUUCCCGCCGGACCUGCUGCACGAGGAGGCCAGUGACCAGCUUGGGGACCUGGACAAGAACAAGAACCGGGUGUUCCUGAUGGCUCGGCAGUACAGCCAAAAGAUCAAGAAGGCCAACCAGCUGCUGAAGAUGAAGAGCAUGGACCAUGAGCCCAGCUGCGUACGCUCCAGCUCCAGCUCGCGCUCAAAGCCCAAGGACCUGGCAGCCAUCUUGGAGGAGAAGAAGCAGGGUGGAGCUGCUAUAGGAGCAAGGAUUGCCGAGUACUCCACGCUGUAUGAUCAGGUCAUGUUUAAGGAGGCCCCAGCAGCUUUAGGCUCUCAGAGACACGGCCCAGGGGGCAGACUGUCUGUGCCCCACGGGCCCCGUCUGGCCUCCUCGCCCUCCCUCCCCGAAAGCGCCACCCUAGAGGGCGCCUGGCUGAGCUGCACCUACAGCAACGGCGAGCUGGCGGAGUUCCUGUCCUGGACCCGUGAGGUGCCGGAGCAGCCGCACACCUCCACCCCUCAGAAGAAGCUUGCACCAGCCAGCUCAGUCCCGGCCCUCAAGGACCUCCCGCCCUCUCCCUCCAGCCCACCCAAUCAGCGCUGGAGCACCUGUGUGACCACGCCCACGAAAGACGACCCUGAGCACAUCUAUAGCACGGUGGGACUGAGCUCUGCCCAUUCCCCGAAAGACCCGCCCUACACCCGCUGUCAGUCCUCGUCCUCAUUGGCUGAACAGCCCAAGAAAGAGAACAGCGGGGGCAUUGCCAACCACAAGGAAGACGGGUCACGAGAAGGUCAAGCAGGGAUCGCAAACGUAGCGACAAACGGACGUGGUCUCGGCCCCCGGCAGCACAGCUUGCCGGAAUGCCCCCCUUCCCACGGGGACCCGGCAGCCUCUGUCCUCACGCUUCGCGACUCACAGCAGGUUCUGGUGCUGAACCGCGUCCAACCACUGGGCACGCUCACUGCAACCCAGAACUACCUGGCCAACUUCCAUGACAACGGCGAUGAUGACGACGAUUACGUGGAAAUCCGCUCGGAGGACGAGAGUGAGGUGGACCGAGGGCGCACUCAACAGACCCGGAGCCUGCCCUGCAGCCCUGUCAAGAGCGGACAUGGAACCGCCGCCGAAAUGAGCCGAGAUCACCUGAAGGACUACCUGUGGAACGAGCCGGAGAGCCACGAGCAGAGCCUGGCCCAGCAGAACAUCGUCCAGUCGCUUCGGGAGAAGUUCCAGUGUCUCAGCUCCAGCAGUUUUGCCUGAAGGGGGCGCUCUACUACAUACUUCAUACUACAACCACGGUGCCACCAAAAGCACACUACAUAGGGCACUCUGUGGGCUUCACACUAAGGAAACGCCAUGGAAACAAGACUUACACAAGACACGCUAUUAGAGAACACCCAAAACACUUACAGCCCACAAACUGACUUAGAUUCACAUCUGGUGGAAGUACACUGGCAGCAUACUAUGUUACAUAAAGGAAUAUAUUUAUAGCAAUGUACUUGUUCAAUCUAAUGUCACUAUGCUAGCUGAACAAGACACACAUAAAUGCAACACAAAAGACACACAGAAUAUGUAAACUAUACAAAAAACCAAACUGCAUAAUACAGACCAAAUACACUAAGAUUCACGUUGCACCUCAAAUAUAACACACGACUGAUAGUACACUGACACCUUGACACGUUCUUACACUCAACCUUCAAUUAUUUUGAUGAGAUGACACGACAGUUUAUCUUUUAGACAUACCAAGUCCCAAAUUUUGCUUAUACAAUGCAAGUAUUAGAAUGUAUAUCUGCUUAAUAUCAGCUGUCUGUGUGUGUAAAAUAUGAAUUUGUUCUGUCUUUUUUUUUAUUAACUGUUUACUCUCUGUUACAGUAUCUUAAUUUGAGACAACCUCUUAGGUCAAACAGCUUUCCUUUAGUCCUCUCUCUACAUCACACACACACACACACUCACACACACAAACACACAGGAAGAUGUUUAUUUUAAGGCAGGAUCUGCUAAUUCAGUUGAAGAUUUAAUUUCAAAGAAACAAAACAAAGGUCGACACAUGGACACUCUUGGACUUUGUGUAAUUUCUCAGAAAUGUUCCGGGGGCACCUGAGUCAGUGAGUCCUACCUGGUCUAGGAGUCUGUGCAGCUGAUUCACUCAUGGUUUAAAGGGACAAGACUUUUAAAAAGCUCAGUUUUAAGCUGUAGUUUUAAUUCACACAACAGCCUGUACAUAGAUGCUAUUUUAGACCUCAUGUUGUUAGCCAAGCGAGACUUGGUAUCCUAUCAGAUGCAGACCUUAUAUAUUUCCUUUUGAACAGUGGGCAGUGACAGGAUAAUUUUAACGCCCAUUGGGGGUUGGUUAUAGCAUACUAUUUAUCAGCUGAAGUUUUAAACAAAGAUUGUAGCGUUCCUAUUUAAGUAAUUGAAGAUCCCCUUCAUAGAAUCAACAUGAGUAGGCAUAUUUGACGAAGGUGACUCUUACCUCUUAGUGUACAUGUGUAGACUGAAGUAGACUUCGUGCAGACUCCUGUACCAACCUGUGGCACAAAAGCAUCACCAGUCAGGUCAGCUUAUCUGUAUUGAUUAGGCCACUGGUGUGAGCAUCCAUGGAUUCAUAACAAAACUGAAAAAUGAACUAACAAUAACAAAUGGCACAGAGACUGGGUCUGUGCACCAUUUUAGUGUGUCAGUUUUAUCAGCCUGUGUGUGUGCUUUGCCACGCAAAUUUUAGCUAGAGUUGGUCAGUAGCAGUGCGAUUCAGUCCCCCUUGCAAAGACAUAGUCUUUAGACCACCUCAGCAGCCUUACCUUCAUACCUGAAGCGUCUGUGUGCAGUAAGGGAUCACCCUUUUAACACUUUACAGAUCCAAGUGAACUCAGUAGCGAUCUAUUUUAAACUCCGUGAACUAGAUAGCAUUAUUUUUCUAGGUUGCUCCAAAUGUGCAUAGUUUGACGAAGUAGGCCUAAGCUCUCCAAGGCAAUACUUCUUAAGGCGUUCUGCUUUUCUCUUAAUGUUAGCAUACCAGAGGGACCAGGAGCCUGUAUUGAAGGUUUACGUCGCCAGUUGUUUCUGAUGUAUCCUCUACUGCGGCUUUACCCACUGUUGGAUAUAUGUCCAUUUGUUUCUUUGUUGCUUAAAUUUGGUUUUGUUCCUGUAACAGUCCCUCCCCAUCAGUCACCUCUUUGUAAUAACUACUGAUUAACAAUCUCCUGUUCACACGUCUUCAAACAACACUCAACAGUCACUUUAAUUAAUGUUCUUCAAACCCACACACGUACACACGCAUGCACAUUCAUCGUCGUUUGUGAUGGUCUGACUGGCUUCAGACUCAACACUCGGCCUAUAUUUUGUAGACACUUUUGCAAGCCCAUACACACCAUUUGUACAGGUCACCUUUUGUUAAAAAAAGUUAGUCACACGGACUAGAUUUUUUUUUCUUGUCUUUUCAUUGCCCAAAUCAUGUAGCUAUACACUGCAUUUGUUUUCUCAGCACGUUCACACAACCUCAUGUGCACAUUCACUUCUGGUUUGAUGCAUAUGGCAUUUGGUCCCACAGUUCCCUUCUAUGUUUAUUAUUGAAAAUGUAUUUAUUUAUGUGAAAAAGCCCAGUGCCCUGGUAUAGAAUCCACAACCCAAGUUUGUAAAUUAAUAAAUAAUAAUGACAAAUAUUUAUUUAAUAGUUUUCUCUUCAAUAGUGUGACAAAUUUGGUUAAUGUGUUUACUGUGAAUUUUACCUUUUUUUCUUUAAGCACUGUUAAAGAUUUCUUUUUAUUUCUUUUUUUUUACCAUUCUGAAAUAAUAAAUUAGUUUUAAAUAAUAACAAUGUCUUGGCCUACUGUUAAUAUUAAUGUAAAUAUGCCAAACACAUUGGAAUAUGUUAUGAAGUAUGUUUAUUUUCAUGGUUGUGUUCAUGUGUACAUUUUGUUUUAAGUUUCACAGGUGGGGACUGUUAUCCUUGGUUUAAAUCACCUCUUUUUGCACUUUUUCAUUUGUAUCAUUUUGUUUUGUUAACAUUUUGUAAAGAUGUACAUUUUAGGAUUGUUGGUGUCAUGCUAUAGGUUUGCUCUGCAAUGAUUUAAAGUUUAAAUUAAAUGUACUGUACUUUUUUAACUGCCUAGUUGUCAUUGCUCAAGAAAGAAAUGUAUUUGAGGCAAUAAAUAAAAGCUGACUUAAAAUGA
This is a messenger RNA of Clupea harengus (Atlantic herring), 8604 nucleotides long. RefSeq names its product pleckstrin homology domain-containing family G member 1. The record is from RefSeq and is a predicted model, not a curated record. Gene Ontology annotation, molecular function: small GTPase binding; guanyl-nucleotide exchange factor activity. NCBI's taxonomy places the organism in Eukaryota, Metazoa, Chordata, Actinopteri, Clupeiformes, Clupeidae.